Messenger RNA from Tribolium madens (black flour beetle), 2187 nucleotides. Its product is annotated as angiotensin-converting enzyme-like. NCBI's taxonomy places the organism in Eukaryota, Metazoa, Arthropoda, Insecta, Coleoptera, Tenebrionidae. Gene Ontology annotation, molecular function: peptidyl-dipeptidase activity; metallopeptidase activity. Gene Ontology annotation, biological process: proteolysis. The transcript has 5 exons. The record is from RefSeq and is a predicted model, not a curated record. Gene Ontology annotation, cellular component: plasma membrane. The coding region runs from base 176 to 2152 and encodes 658 amino acids.
CGAAGAAAGAAGAUUGCGAAGAGUUCGCGCGACAUUGUUCCACACGGCUUACCCUAACUAACUGAAGAACAAUUUGUCACGCCAGUCUUCAAACACACCUCAAAUUACGACAACUGCCUUUUGUCUUAGUGUGAUUUUGAACUGCGACGGUGAAACAUGAAAGUGGGUUUUAAUAAUGUCGAAGAUUGGUGAUUUGUGGUGGGUUGUGGCCGUUUUGGGACUGCUGCUUGAGAAAGCUUGGGGAAUCACCGACGCCAGGUUGGUGCAGGGUACGAACGUAAACCUAGGCGAAGCAUUGCAAUUCCUGCGUGAAUACGACAACGAGGCUUCGAGGAUAUGUCACCGCGUCAGUUCCGCGCGAUGGACUUACUCAACCAACAUGACCGACUUCAACAAACGAAAAAUGAUCGAAGAACAAACCCUUCAAGCAAAAUUCAACAAGCUCUCCUGGAAACGCGCUAUGACUUUCGAUUGGACUCGCCUCCCCGACCAAAUGGUCAGACGACAAUUGAAAUUUUUGAUAACAAACAGCCGUGCGAGUUUAACCGACGAAAAAUACAAUGAGAUUUAUCAUCUCAUCUCCGAAAUGAAAGAUAUUUACAGCCAUAUCAGGAUAUGUCCGUUUAACAACCACGAGAGUCUCUUCUGCGACCUAGAACUUGACCCGGAUGUGAUUCGGAUUAUGGGCAAUUCGCGGAAUCACAUGGAAUUGGCUCAUGUCUGGCGUGAAUGGCACGAUAAGGUGGGCCCCCCGAUGAAAAAUAAGUUCAUGAGAUAUGUGCAAAUCGCCAAUCAGGCCGCGAGGAUGAACGGGUUUUUGGACGCGGGAGAGGAGAUGAGAUUUGCUUAUGAACAACAGAAUUUCGAGAUUGAGAUUGCUGAGACUUGGAUAAGUUUGCAACCGCUGUACAGGGAAUUGUUUACUUAUGUCAGAAGGAAACUUUUGCAAUUUUAUGGGCCGUAUGUCGUCAGGCCCGAAGGGCCGCUGCCUGCACAUCUUUUAGGAAAUGUCUGGGCACAGGAUUGGAGCAAAAUCGUAGACAUGGUGGCGCCGUAUCCGGAGUAUAAGACGAUUGAUGUGACUGAUGAAAUGCUGAGACAGGGAUUCACACCGCUUAGAAUGUUUCAGAUGGCCGAAGAAUUCUACACUUCCCUCGGCCUCAAACCCAUGCCCCCCGAAUUUUGGCGUUUCUCAAUGUUUGAAAAACCAAACGACCGCAAAGUACAAUGCACGUCAAGUGCGUGGGACUUUUGUAACAAAAUUGAUUACAGAAUAAAACAGUGUACUGAAGUAAACAUGGAUGAUUUAAUUUCAACACACCACGAAAUGGCCCACAUUCAGUACUACUUAUAUUACAACGAGCAACCAUACUUAUACCGAGACGGGGCCAACCCUGGCUUCCACGAAGGAGUCUCAAACGCCAUCUCCUUAUCAGUUUUCAAUCCGGUGCACUUGCACCGAGUCGGCUUAUUUAACCAAAACACAGACAGUUACGAAACUAACAUUAAUUUUUUGAUGUUGAUGGCUUUGAAAAAGGUUGCUUUUGCCCCUUUUGCAUAUCUAGUGGACGCGUGGCGUUACGAGAUUUUCCAAAAUGGGGUCCAAAACAUGAACGCAGCUUGGUGGGAAUUACGCCUACGCUACCAGGGAAUAAUCCCUCCAAUCCCUCGCACUGAAAGCCAUUUCGACGCUGCUGCAAAACGCCACAUUCCCGCCGAUAUUUCAUAUAUGAAAUAUUACGUAGCGCUUUUACUCGAAUUUCAGAUUCAUAGUUCGAUGUGUUUUGCUUCGGGUCACGUGGGACCGUUGCAUAAUUGUGAUAUUUACCGGUCGAGGGAAGCCGGACGUGUUUUAUCGGACUUGUUGAAAGUUGGCAAGGCCAGGCAUUGGAAAGAAGUGAUUAAGAUGUUAACUAGAGGGCAGUCAGAUCGACUAUCUGCUGAAGCAAUGCUUCAGUAUUUUCAACCCUUGAUGUUGUGGCUUAAAGUACAAAAUCGAAAUGAAAGUGUGGUAGGGUGGAUGACAAGUUUGGAAGAGGAGGCUUUAUUUCAGCCAUUCUUGUUUUCAAAAAGUAACAAAAGUGUGUUUGAUUUAAAUCUUGUUAUAUUCAUUUCUGUAACUCAGAUUUUCCUAAAUAAAAUUAUAUAUUAAAUGCUACCUAUAUUUUGUAUAAAUAAAAAAAUUAA